Molecule: messenger RNA, 1581 nt
Organism: Lobosporangium transversale
Lineage: Eukaryota; Fungi; Mortierellomycota; Mortierellomycetes; Mortierellales; Mortierellaceae
Product: major facilitator superfamily domain-containing protein
Exons: 3
Coding region: 1-1581 (526 amino acids)
Biological process (GO): transmembrane transport
Cellular component (GO): membrane
Molecular function (GO): transmembrane transporter activity
Source: RefSeq, a predicted model, not a curated record
AUGAGCUUAACAAAGCGGACACUCAAAGAUGAGGAGCUGACCGCAGCAAGUGAUGACAGCAGUUCCCUCAACAGCUCCAAGCCUGGGGAUGAAUGGCUACGCGUCCACGGGGAGAGGAACCCUUAUUAUGUCCAUGAUCUGAGUUGGACUCCAGAAGAAGAAAAACAGAUCGUACGCAUAUUUGAUUUCAAGAUUCUGUCAUGGAUUGGAGUCAUGUUUUUUUUUAUGCAGCUUGACAGAGGCAACAUGGCCAAUGCACUGACAGAUAACUUAAUGGAAGAUCUUAACAUGUCACUCAAUACUGUGACGCUCGGCUCAACAAUCUUCACUUGCUUCUUCUGUUUGUUUGAGAUUCCGUCGAACAUGGUGAUUCGGCGGGUAGGACCUCAGCGCUGGAUCCCGUUGCUGAUGUGUCUCUGGGGAUUUUCAACCGCGGCCCAGUUCUUCCUCAAGGAUCGGGUGACUUUCUUGAUUUGCCGAGCUCUCGUGGGCAUGUUUGAGGCUGGCUACAUCCCUGGGAUCGCGGUUUACCUCACAUCGUACUAUAAACGCGGUGAGAUGGCAACCCGACUGGCGAUUUUCUGGUCCACGUUAGCAGUGGCCAACUCCGUAUCGGGCGUCCUUGCAUAUGGGAUCCUGCAUAUGCGCGGAGUGGCAGGCCAAGCAGGAUGGCAGUGGUUAUUCUUAUUUGAGGGCCUUGUGACAGUGCUGGUCGGACUACUCUCCUUCUUUAUCUUACCUGAGGGACCCACGAGCACUAAGGGUGGAUUCCGUUUGAAUGGGUACCUGACAGACCGCCAAGAGCAGAUCGCGAUCACACGGCUGAUUCGUGAUGAUCCUACGAAGGCGGACACUAGUAAACGCGUGGUUAGUAAGAAGGAGCUGUUCAAAGCCUUUACAAGCCCUCGAAUUUGGCCUAAUAUCUUAAUUGGGUUCCUCGGACUCUUACCAUUCGCACCAUUGACGGUCCUAUCACCAUUGAUUGUGAAAAACUUGAACUUGGGGGUUCCGUCAUUGGUGUCGAACCUGCUGGUGAUCCCAGGGUACGUUAUUUCAUUGUCGAUCAUGACGUUUGUGAGCUGGAGUUCAGAUAAGCAUAAUGAACGUGCUUUCCAUGGAGCUUUGGCAUCAACAUACUAUGCACUCUGCAUCUUGGCUUUGGCGGCCCUGCCAGAAGAUGCUAAUAAAUUCAGUUUAUACUUUGCAUUAAUCUUUGCGAUGGGUGGCCAGACAUGCUGGCAUCCUCUGAACGCUGCAUGGAUUGCGGGAAACACUGCACCGGCCGGGAAGCGAUCGAUUGCAUUAGCACUAUAUAUUAUUUCUGUGAAUGCAUGUGAUAUGGUUUCUGUGAAUCUGUUCCGGGAUGAGGACGCACCACGGUUUAUUACAGCAUUCUGGAUUUUGUUCGGUGCACUGUUAGUGACGAUUGUGCUCUUUAUCUUCCAGCGAUAUCACUUGAUGUGGAUCAACAAGCGCAGAGAUGAAAAGACCAAGAACUGGACCGAGCAGGAUUGGAAGAAUUAUAAUGAGACUACCAAGGAUGAGGGUGACGACCAUCUUUCUUUCCGUUUUAGCUACUAG